Monomorium pharaonis (pharaoh ant) is the source of this 1506-nucleotide messenger RNA. RefSeq names its product dynein regulatory complex subunit 2. The record is from RefSeq and is a predicted model, not a curated record. Gene Ontology annotation, biological process: regulation of cilium movement; axonemal dynein complex assembly; cilium-dependent cell motility. NCBI's taxonomy places the organism in Eukaryota, Metazoa, Arthropoda, Insecta, Hymenoptera, Formicidae. The transcript has 6 exons. The coding region runs from base 37 to 1380 and encodes 447 amino acids. Gene Ontology annotation, cellular component: axonemal dynein complex; axoneme.
AUUUGCACAAGUGUAAAGUUUUUUAUUCGCUGAGAAAUGCCGAAGAAAAAGAAGGGAAAGGGAAGCAAGUUGGCUCGUAUGAGCGAUGAGGAACGUGCUCGUUACUUACAGCACCGAGCCGAAUUGGAGCUAGAGGCUAAACGACGUAAACAGCAGUUGAUUGCAGCCUUUCUUAAGAACAAACUAAAACGCGAGGAAGCGUUCUCACGAUUAAACACUGCCAAGAUCAAUGAACAAUGGCGAUUUAUUCUACGCCGAAUAAAAUGUAAAGAACUUCACGAAGACGUAGAAUACCUUUGGCAUAAUUUCGAUCGCUUAAUAAAGACUAAAGAUUCUGUAAUACAGCGUUUACAUAGUGAACUAGAAGCAGCCGACACGGAUCACAGAAGACUGCAAGAGGCCCACAUUCAAAUGAUGGAUCUAAUAAUCGGAAGAUACAAGCAGAAAUGCAUCCAACUACGUGAAUCCUUUUCACGCGAACGCAAUCGUAUUGUUUCGGGUGAGAUGACCGAGUUAAGUAGAGCACGAAAGAAUUUACAGCAGCACUGUGAUCAGCUGCAGAACAUAAUUUUUGGGCAAAACGAAAAACUGGAAAAUGUAUUGACGCAAACGAAAAUUCAGAAUGCCACUAAUAUAUAUAGCAUUGUAUAUUUGAAAGAAGAUUCCCUGUCGCGCUUGAUGUAUUAUGUUUCCAACGAGAUUGAAGAAUUGUGGCAACAACUUAAUGAAACGAUAAUCAAAUACGAAAAAAAUACAGGAAAUAAGAGAAAGCAAUUCGAAUACUUGAAGGAACAGGAUGACGUUCAUCGUGCAGAUGUAGCACAAUAUCCAAAGUUGCAAGCACAAUUACAAAGCACGAUUAAGAAUCUGAAACAGGAUACACAUACGUUAUCGCAAAAAAGGGAGCAGACUAUAAAGGAAUUGAAUCAUCAGAUUGUGCAAUUGAGGAAGAGAGCCGAAGAUAUGAGACAGAUUUUUUCUGUGAAUCAAGUAUUGGACACUACCCAGCUGAAAAAACUGACUAUUAUUAGCGCUAGCGUCCUAAAAGAACUGCAAAGGAUUUCAGAAAAAGGCUCGGCAUUACUUUCAUUACUGAAAAUGUGUUCAAAUUUGGAACCGUUCUCGCUAACCAUUCAAAAAUACACUUUACGCGAUACGGGAUCCAGAAGAGCUUUCACGAGUUGCAUGUCAGAACCGUUUGAUAAAUUGGACAAGUUUUGGGAACAGUUCAACUAUAUUAAAUCGGACAAUAUUUCCAUGAAAAAGGAAUGUAAUAAACUGACUUUCGAGAACAAACAAUUGAGAAACACUCUGCGCACGUAUCUUUUAACCAUUUCCAAAGCUCCAGCCGCACGACCAUUCACGUCUAUCUCUGUAUAAAUAUAUUUUUUUUAAUGUUGAUAAAAGAAAAAUAAGCAAUAUCUUUUUAAAAUAUGUAAUUUAAAAUAUUUACAUGUUUUGCUUAAAAGUUUCUAACUUUUUACUUGAUUUCUUCUAAAAUAAAAA